UGAAUCAAUCUGGGACUGAAGCCAAAGUCACCUGCUAUAUAAGAGAGACAAAGCACAGUUGAACUACGGUCCUGAUCAAGUUUAGACCCAGCAUCCUUGUGCCAAACUCCACUCAAGAUGGGGUUUGGCAGGGGGAUAUUGCUACCAGAAUGGGCUUUCCUCUUAGCACUUUGCUGUAUCCAUCAAAUAGGAGGUCAGAUUGGAAUCCAAAUAGGAAGUCAGUUCUCUGGGGGUCUUCUACAAAAACAAAAUGCUUCGAUCAGAAUUUCAGCUAACUUGAACAUCAUCCCACCACUGCUGACAAAUCUAGCAAUAACAUCUGCUAACCCUGCUCACAAUGGCCGUGUGUGCAGCACAUGGGGCAACUUCCACUUCAAGACCUUUGACGGAGACAUAUUCACCUUCCCCGGGCUCUGUAAUUAUGUUUUUGCCUCCCACUGCAACGCUCCCUACGAGGACUUCAACAUCCAGAUUAGGCGUGAAGUGGUGGCAAACAUCCCAACCAUCAGCCGCAUCACCAUGAAACUCGAAGGUGUGGUGGCACAACUAACAAAGGAUGCUGUCGUGGUCGAUGGCAACAGAGUUCAGCUGCCAUACAGCCAAUCUGGUAUUACGAUAGAGAAGAGCAGCAUUUAUGUGAAAGUUGGCAGCAAAAUCGGUGUUGUGCUAUUGUGGAAUGAACAGGACAGCAUCCUGCUGGAAUUGAAUGAGAAAUAUGUCAAUCAGACUUGUGGACUUUGUGGUGACUUCAAUGGCUUUCCCAUAUACAACGAAUUUGUUUCAAACAAUAUUAAGAUGACAGCCUUGCAGUUUGGGAAUAUGCAGAAAAUGGAUGGGCCAACAGAACACUGUGAUGACUCCACUACUAUCCCAACAAAUAACUGCUCUGACAAUCUCGAUAACAUAUGCGAGAAAACAUUGACCAGCUCUGCAUUUGCAGAGUGUAACGACCUAGUUGAUGUCACAGAUUACAUUAAGGCUUGCCAAGAGGACUUGUGCAGCACUGCAGAAUCUGAGAACAGCUCAUGCAUCUGUGACACCUUUGCUGAGUACUCCCGGCAGUGUGCUCACGCUGGUGGGCAGCCCCUGGACUGGAGAACUUCAAAAUUGUGCCCCAAGACAUGUCCUUACAACAUGCAGUACCAGGAGUGCAACUCCCCCUGUGCUGAUACAUGCACGAAUCCUGAACGAUCUCUGUUUUGUGAAGAACACUGUAUUGAUGGCUGUUUCUGCCCCCCAGGGACUGUAUUUGAUGACAUCAACAAUUCUGGCUGCAUUCCCCAGCAGCAGUGCUCCUGUAUUUACAACGGCAAAACCUAUGCUACAGGAACUUCUUUUUCAGAGCCAUGCCAGACCUGUACCUGUAAUGGAGGCCAGUGGAGCUGCCAAGACAAGUCAUGCCCAGGAACUUGCUCUGUAGUGGGAGGUUCCCACAUUUCCACAUAUGAUAAGAAGAUCUUUGAUCACCACGGAGACUGCACUUAUGUCCUCUCUAAGGACUGUAAAGGUGACAAAUUUACCAUCCUGGCAGAGCUACGCAAGUGUGGCUUAACUGACACUGAGACCUGCUUGAAGUCAGUGACCCUCAACAUGAAUAAAGGACAAACUAUCGUCGAGGUCAAACCUGAUGGUGGUGUGUUUGUGAACUCCAUCUACACCCAGCUGCCCAUGUCAGCAGCCAAUGUCACCAUGUUCAGACCCUCCUCAUUCUUCAUGAUCAUGGACACGAGCUUUGGCGUCCAGGUUGAGAUGCAGUUCACACCCAUGAUGCAAGUGUUUGUGCGUCUGGAUGCUUCUUUCAAAAACCAGACUUGUGGUCUCUGUGGGAAUUUCAAUAACAUCCAAACUGAUGAUUUCAAGGUCAUCAGUGGAAUAAUUGAAGGAACAGCAUCAGCAUUUGCUAAUACAUGGAAAACUCAGGCUUCAUGCCCUAAUAUCCAGCAGAGUUUUGAGAAUCCUUGUGCACUCAGCAUUGAUAAUGAAAAAUACGCUCAGCAUUGGUGUGGACUGCUCACUAACAGCACAGGACCUUUUGCUGCUUGUCACUAUGCAAUCAAUCCCGCUGUUUACCACACGAACUGCAUGUUUGACACAUGUAACUGUGAAAACAGUGAGGACUGUCUGUGUGCAGCCCUGUCUGCCUAUGUGAGAGCUUGUGCUGCAAAAGGAAUCCAGCUGCAGGGAUGGAGGGCUGAUGUCUGCUCAAAAUACACCACCUCAUGUCCCAAAUCCCUGAGCUACAGCUAUACCAUCUCUUCCUGUCAACCCACCUGCCGCUCUCUGAGCGAGCCUGAUGUCACCUGCAGCAUCAAGUUUGUCCCAGUGGAUGGCUGCACCUGCAUAAAUGGGACCUACAUGGAUGAGAGUGGCAAAUGUGUGCCUGCUAAGGAAUGCCCCUGCUACUACAGAGGAUCUCCUAUACCAUUUGGAGAAGUGAUCCAUGAAAAUGGGCGUGUAUGCACUUGUGUCCAGGGAAGACUGAAUUGCAUUGGAGCACCAAAUCCAACUCCAGUCUGUGAAUCCCCCAUGGUCUACUUUGAUUGUAAAAACAACACAGCAGGAACAAUUGGAGCAGAAUGUCAAAAAAGCUGCCAGACUCUGGAUAUGCAGUGUUAUAGCUCACAAUGUACAUCUGGCUGCGUGUGCCCAGAUGGGCUUGUGUUAGAUGGGAAUGGUGGCUGUAUUCCUGAAGAGCAAUGUCCAUGUAUUCACAACGAAGCCAUGUAUCAGCCUGGGGAAAAGAUCGACUUUGACUGUAACACCUGUGUAUGCAAGAAUAGGAAGUGGGAAUGUACCAAAGAUCAGUGUCUGGGCACUUGUGCUGUUUAUGGAGAUGGUCAUUAUAACACCUUUGAUGACAAAAGGUUCAGCUUCAAUGGAAACUGUGAAUACACACUAGUCCAGGACCACUGUGGGAAAAGUGGCACAGUCAAUGGGACCUUCAGGGUUGUCACUGAAAAUAUUCCCUGUGGCAACACUGGGACAACUUGCUCAAAAUCUAUCAAAGUUUUCUUAGAGAGCUAUGAGCUGAUCCUUGGUGAAGAGCGUGUCAGCGUGGUGAGGAGAGGACAGAAUGACGAGGUGCCAUACACGGUUCGCUCCAUGGGAAUGUACUUGGUGAUUGAGACCAAAAGUGGCCUGAUCCUCAUGUGGGACAAGAAAACUAGCAUCUUCAUCAAGCUCAGCCCUGGCUUCAAGGGCCAGGUCUGUGGUCUCUGUGGAAAUUAUGACGGCAACAGCGUCAAUGACUUUACUACAAGGAGUCAGUCUGUAGUAGAGAAUGUCCUAGAGUUUGGAAACAGCUGGAAAGUGUCCUCUACAUGCCCUGAUGCUUUCAGUGUCAAGGACCCAUGUUCUACCAACCCGUAUCGGAAGUCCUGGUCAGAGAAGCAGUGUAGCAUCAUCAACAGCAACGUCUUUGCUGCCUGUCACUCUCAGGUUGAACCAGCAAAAUAUUACCAAGCAUGUGUGACGGAUGCUUGUGCCUGUGACACUGGAGGAGACUGUGAUUGCUUUUGUACAGCAGUAGCUGCCUAUGCUCAAGCAUGCAGUGAAGUUGGUGUAUGUGUAGCCUGGAGAAGCCCAACAAUUUGUCCACUGUUCUGUGAUUACUACAAUCAGCAAGGAGAAUGUGAAUGGCACUAUAAGCCUUGUGGUGCUUCCUGUAUGAAGACCUGUAAGAACCCAAGUGGAAAAUGCCUCAAUGACCUGCCAGGUUUAGAAGGCUGCUACCCUAACUGCCCACCAGACAAGCCAUAUUUUCAUGAAGAUCAGAUGAAGUGUGUUAGUCUCUGUGACUGUUAUGAUGAUGAAAAUGGAAAGAUAUAUAAACGGGAUGAAUGUAAUAUAUGUGAGUGCACAUCAGAAGGUUUACAGUGCAAGUUCGAUGAUAAAGCCUGCAACUGCAUUUAUGAAGGGAAUAGCUAUAAAUAUGGUGAACUCAUCUACAACACCACAGAUGGAACUGGAUGGUGUAUCAGUGCAACAUGUGAUGCCAAUGGAACAAUAAGCAGAGACAUCUUUAAAUGUGGCAUUUUUACAACAACCCCAUUUACAUUUUCCACAAGUCAGCCCACAACUACUACUGCAGAAAUGACAACAGCAGUGCCAGUGACAACUGUAUGUGUGAAAAAUAUCUGUGUGUGGUCAGAAUGGUUUGAUUCCACUCAGCCUGAAAACAAAGAAGACAGUGGAGAUUAUGAAACAUUUCAAAAUCUCAGGGAUAAAGGAUACAGCGUGUGUAUAAACCCAAGUGAAGUUCAAUGCAGAGCCAAAGAAUACCCAGAUACUGAAAUUAGCAAACUUAACCAAACAAUUGAGUGUAGUCAAAGCAGAGGAUUAAUAUGCAAUAACCAGGACCAAGAAUCUAAGCAGUGCUAUAAUUAUGAAAUCAGAAUAUCAUGCUGCAGAUACAUACCAUGUUCAGAAGUACAAACUACAACACCAACAACCACAAGAGAAUUCAUGACUACUGCUGUAGAAUCAACACCAUUUACAGUGCAGACAACGAUAAAACCAACAACACAAAAACAAGAAAGUGAAGUAACUACAACAUCAAGAGAAAGAAAUACUCCUCUGACCGAAACCUCAGUAACAGCAACGACAUCACAAGUCUCAACAACAGGUUACCAAAUCACAACUACUAGAGCAGAAACCUCCACUGCAGUAACCCAAGGCCCAUCAUCACCCAGUACCAUCUCCACUCUCCCAGAAUCCACACUAGAAACCACUCCUGGCACCACGAUAAUCUCCAGAACUACUGCCCUGCCAACACAAGGCACAACUGUCACUACACCCACACCAGGACUGCCUACCCAAGCUACCACCAUGGGCAGCACUUCCACAACCACCACAGAAAGCACCACUACAUCUGCAGAAGAAACUCAUCCAACUGUAUUAUCCACUGUUGCAAUUCAAACAACAUCCACAAUUACUGCUUCCACCCAGGAAAUAAAAAUUAAAACCACCACUGGCAACGCAGCUGUCCCCAGCACAACAGCCCCAGGCUCAGAGGGCACAACCAUCAUUGCUACAACCACCAGCACCUCUCCACCUCAGACUGAAGGUACAACCACCGUCACUCCAUCCACAAAAACAGUGCCCACCCCAGCCACAAGCACUGCCAGCACCUUCAGUACCACUGCAGGAAGGACCACAAGAGCCUCAGCCACCUCAGCUCCAGGAGAAACCUCCACUGUGGCCACCCAAUCUCCAACUACAGUCUCUGAAAUCAAAACAGGAACCACUGUUGGAACAACAGCUGUCCCUGGCACCACGGCCCCAGCCAGAGAAGGCACAACCAACAUUGCUACCACCACCAGCACUUCCUCUACGUCAUCUGAUAUAAAAUUAAGAACCACUACUGGCUCCUCAGGUCUGCUCACUACAACUCUUCCUCAGUCUGGAAGUACCACAGGUGUAACAGAAAUUGUUACAACAUUCUUUUCUCCUACUAAAGAAAAUAUUGCUACAACAGUUUUCUCUGGCACCACUGUCAGUCCAGUAGCUUCAGCUGGAACAUCACAAUCAAGUUACGUUACAUCAAGUACUCCUGUGACCUUCAGUUCUUCCACCAGCACAUCUGUUACAUCCAACAAAAUCAUUCCAUGCUUUUGUCAUGUGUUUGAAACUUUAUUUUCUCCUGGGGAAGUGGUAUACAACAGAACAGACAGAGCUGGCUGUAAUUUUUAUGCACUUUGCAGCAAGGAAUGUGAGAUUGAGCCCUUCCAGGGACCGUGUCCUCUGGCAACUCCUGUUCCUUCAGUCUCCUCCUCAACUACAUCACAAGCUGCCUCACCAACCACAGCAACACCCUUCACAACUUCAGCAGCAAGAAACUGUACUGAUGUCAAUCCUGCACGAAAGCCUGGAGAAGAGUGGAUAAAUGAAUGCCAGAAGUGUGUCUGUGACUCCCUCACUGCUACUGUGCAAUGCCAGCCACUCCCAUGCCAAACAGCUCAGCAAACUAUUUGUGACCUAGGAUUUGUUUCCAUGCCUGUACUACCACAAAAAGACCCAUGUUGUCCCGAAUUUGAAUGCCGACCUGUACCUGAUGUCUGUGUGAUUAAUGGAACAUUGUACACGGUUGGAAAGUCAGUAGUAAUCGAUUCAUGUAAGAAGUGUACCUGCAGUUCUGAGAAAGAUGCAGACACUAAUGCAAACAUGAUGCAUUGUGAAACACUUCAGUGUGAGACAUCCUGCCCGCUGGGUUACCAAUACAUGAUUGAGGAAGGAGAGUGCUGUGGGAAAUGUAUUGAAGUAGCUUGCAAAGUCAAACUCAGUAACAACACUGUUCAUGUGCUCAAUGUUAAUGAGAUCCUGCCAUUCGAUCAAUGCAGCCAUUACAAAUGUGAAAAAAUUGAAGACCAGUUUGUUGCAGUCCAAACUAAAAAAGUAUGCCCUGAGUACGACCCUGGAGAGUGCGAUCCUGACGAUGCAGAGAUUACAUCUGAUGGGUGCUGCAAAAUAUGUAAACCUAAAAACUGCAAGCCUCACACCAAGGAAACUGUGAUCCGCCAUGCUGACUGUGAGUCUUCUGAAUCUGUUGAGCUGUCAUAUUGUGAAGGAACUUGUCCUGGCUCCUCAAUGUACUCUCUUGAAGCAAACCAGAUGGAACACAACUGUGGUUGCUGCCAGGAACUCAGCACUCAAACAAGAGAGGUGACCCUGACUUGUCGAAAUGGAACCAGCAUAACUUACAACUAUCUCUAUGUGGAAAACUGCCAGUGUGUGAAUGCUUGCUCUUCACAAACCACUGCAGCACACGACUCCCAGUUCCAACAGUCUGUAAAAUACGGCUCCCAGUUACAACAAGCUGUAUCACUUGGUUCCCAAUGGCAACUCAGCUAAGGAUUUGAUCAUUGGAAAAAGAAAGCAGAGACCCUAGGAAGCUGGAAUUAUGUCUUCUCCAGAAUAACUUGUGCUCCUUCUUUAACAUUCUUUUUUCAUGUCUUACUUAUAAAAAAUAAUAAAAAAAGUCAAUUAAA
Molecule: messenger RNA, 6986 nt
Organism: Sturnus vulgaris (Common starling)
Lineage: Eukaryota; Metazoa; Chordata; Aves; Passeriformes; Sturnidae
Source: RefSeq, a predicted model, not a curated record